Musca domestica (house fly) is the source of this 1727-nucleotide messenger RNA. Its product is annotated as BAG family molecular chaperone regulator 2. Bases 576 to 1370 code for a protein of 264 amino acids. Lineage: Eukaryota; Metazoa; Arthropoda; Insecta; Diptera; Muscidae. The record is from RefSeq and is a predicted model, not a curated record. Gene Ontology annotation, molecular function: adenyl-nucleotide exchange factor activity; protein-folding chaperone binding. Gene Ontology annotation, biological process: protein stabilization. The transcript is spliced from 5 exons.
UGUAUUCCGCAAAUUUGUCUCAUCCCACGGUGACGUCUCUGUGUGCUUUGCUUGCUUUGUUUAUGUUUCGAGAAAGUGCGUGCAAAGUUAUUUCAUUCUAGAACGAACAGUACAUCACCCCGUUGAUUCAAUAUAUUUUGGACGUGUUAAUAUCGUUUGGAACUAUAAAAUAAUUCCAAAGUCAAGUGUUGUAUGACAUUUAGUGGCGAAAUAUUGAUUUCCGAAAACUUCUAGAUUGGCAAUGAGAUGUUUGAUAACAUAUUCAUGUAACAAAAUAAUACAGUAUUAUUAAAAGAGAGAGCAUACCGUUCGCACUGACAAAAAUUCGUUUACGUGGUUCCCGUAUAUGGGAAGAUAUUGAGAAGCAUAGUAUAUUUUGAAUCCGUUCUCUGCAUAAGAGGUAAAACUGGGCACUGGACAAGAGGCCGCCUACUCAUCUCUGGUUUAUCAUAACAAACAAUAACGUGAAACAAGCCAACAGUACGUUGCCGUUGAGAGCGGAAACAAGAAGUGUUAACAGCAUUUGUCAUAUAACUUAAAACGUUUAUUCCGUGUUUUAAAGAAGAAGUCAACAAAUGGAAAUUGAUCCAUCUCCUGUACCACCACCUCAGGAGUAUUGUGAUAAUCCCUCCGUGCCUUAUCAGUCCGAGUCAUCGAUGAACUUUGACUAUUUGCACGGCUUGCACGGCGACACAGCCAUGGAUGCCAGCAAUAGUGGCUCCUCGUCUUCGGCCCAAAUAGAAUCGCCGCGCCACUUUGCAGGCAUUGGCAACUCAUCAUCAAGCAAUUAUGGUGGUGGCCAUGUCGACUACAGCAAAGCGAUUGACAGACCUUUCAAUUUAAAUGAAAGAUUUGUCACGGUAUUGGAUCAGUUGGAUUCCCGGGUGGAGAAAUUUCGGAAGGACGCUUUGGGUCUGCAGGAAAAACGCGACUUUUUGCUUAUGUCCAUAGAUCUAAUUAAAAGCAAUGACUUGAUGCAAAACCUAUCAGAAUCGGAGCGGGAAGAAAUCGGGUGUUAUAUUCAACGUGUCAACGCACGUCUGUCCACAGUAGAACUUAAUGUUCGCACAGUACGAGACCAGUCUCAGGAGGAUUCGCUAAGCCAGAUUAACGCUCUCAUUGAUAUGAUGAUUACGUUGGGCGAUCCCGCCUUAUCGCGCCAAAAGUGUCAGAUGUAUUUGAAUGCCUGUUGCAGUGCCAGCGAGACUGGAACCAUGUCGUCGUUCGCAGCUACUGAUAUGGAUGCCGGUCCUGUCGACAAAAAAUUCGAAAGUGUACUGCUGGGAUGUACUUUGGAUGACCAGAAGAACAUAAAAAAGCGCUUGCAGGCUUUAAUGGGCUAUCUAAAUAAACAAAUUGUUCACCAUUGAAGUUUUCUAACUGCACCUUAGUUUUCAUAAUUUUUAUUAUAGUUUCGUACUUUUCUACAACAUAAUUCGCCAUGAAAACGAAUUUUAUUUUAAUUGUAUUAUUGCAUAUGCGAAAAAAGUAAAGGAGACACAGUAUGGAGAACUUGAAGAACGUUGUGUACUUUGAGUAGACAGUAGGACUUAAUUUUUAUCUUAAAACUGCAGUUUCUUAAAUAGUUAAUAUUUUGAAUUUCGCAUCAGGAUAUUCAAUAAUUUUUUGUUAAUAUACUUAUAUUUAUUUAUGUUUUCUUAACUAGCAUGGAUUGUAUUUGAAUGAAAUACGACAUAUGAUUAAUAAAUGGAUAUGAUAUGAAGAAA